AUGCCUCCUUGGGGACAGGCUCCUGCCCCGGCGGUCCCCGCCAAGGCUGUCACUCCUUCUGGAAACAGUUAUCGCCAGCGGGAGGCGACCCAGUUUAGGGGUGUCACGAAGACCUCCGGGACUAAUUCGGGGCUCGAGAAGUUUGACGUGCAGUUUGUGUUCUGCGACCACGGCACAAAGAAGCACCCCAAGAUAUAUGGAUUUGGGAGUGCAGGGGCGGCUGCCUGUGCCUUUGACAUUCUGACCUGCAAACGAGCGCUGGAGAAGGGGAGGACGGUGGCUGGCGUGCUGGGGAGCGCAGUGAGUCUGGCCACAAAUCACCCGUCAACUAACUACCAGAAUGAUGAGCUGCUGACACUGCUGUCGAACAUCACACGAGACGACGUCAUCUAUGGGCUCAAAAUCUGUGCGAAGAAAGGGUAUCUGCUCGGCAGCUCGCUGGUCGAAGAGUUGAGAGAUGGCGUGAGCACGGCCCAGAGAGAGGCGGCGGAGCGCGGCAAGCAGGGCGAGGCGCGCCAGAGCUACGAGCCGUCCGCCAAGGAGGCGCUGCGCCUGGCGGCCAGCCUGUCGCCGGAGCUGCAGCCGGCGCUGGACCUGGUGCGGCUGUGGGGCAGCCUGCAGCCAGGGGCCAAGGCGCUGGCCGACCCGCCGGCGGUGUCCUGGUACUACCCCAGCCUGAUGCACAUGCUGGACGGGGCGGGGGAGGCGGGGCUGGAAGCGCCCGCGGAGCAAGACCUCGGCCAGCUCAAGCGCGCGCGGCUGGAGCUGGGGGAUGGGGCCUCGCCCGCGCAGACCUGA
Auxenochlorella protothecoides is the source of this 798-nucleotide messenger RNA. RefSeq lists its product as hypothetical. The record is from RefSeq and is a predicted model, not a curated record. NCBI's taxonomy places the organism in Eukaryota, Viridiplantae, Chlorophyta, Trebouxiophyceae, Chlorellales, Chlorellaceae. Bases 1 to 798 code for a protein of 265 amino acids. The transcript has 6 exons.